CGCGGGCCCGCGGCUGAGGUAAAGCGGAGCGCGUGGCGGGGCGCCGUGGCUGCCUCGGCGGCGCAUGGAGGCGAUGCCGUGCCGCGACCAGCGCGUGGGCUCGGCGGGGGUUUCGCCGGCGGCGGAGCCCGGGAUGCAGGCGGGCGGCGAGGGCGGGCCGCGGCAGCUGCGCUUCGCCGACCCCGGCAGCGGCGACAGUCUCAGCCCGGAUAGCAGCAGCGGCGGCGGCGGCGGCGAGGGCAGCCGCUGCUGCUGCGGCGGCGGGAAUGGCUGCUGCGCGGGCGACGGCGGCGCCGAGACGACGACGACGACGCUUCCCGACUGGCCGGGGUCGGCGGCGGCCCAGCUCAAACUGCUGCCCAUGAACGACCAGAUCCGGGAGCUGCAGACCAUCAUCCGGGACAAGACCGCCAGUAGAGGGGACUUCGUAUUUUCUGCUGAUCGCUUGAUCAGACUGGUGGUUGAGGAAGGAUUAAACCGGCUACCGUACACAGAAUGCACAGUGACCACUCCAACAGGGUACAAAUAUGAAGGAGUGAAAUUUGAAAAGGGAAACUGUGGAGUCAGCAUAAUGAGAAGUGGGGAGGCAAUGGAACAGGGCUUGCGUGAUUGCUGCAGAUCUAUACGGAUAGGGAAGAUCCUGAUCCAGAGCGACGAGGAGACCCAGAGAGCCAAAGUGUACUAUGCAAAAUUUCCACCAGACAUCUACAGAAGAAAAGUCCUCCUCAUGUACCCCAUUCUGAGUACCGGCAACACUGUGAUCGAGGCCGUAAAGGUCCUCAUAGAACACGGGGUUCAGCCCAAUGUUAUAAUCCUGCUGAGUCUAUUCUCUACCCCCCAUGGUGCCAAAUCAAUAAUCCAGGAAUUUCCAGAUAUCACAAUUUUAACAACAGAGGUUCAUCCAGUUGCACCUACACAUUUUGGGCAGAAGUAUUUUGGAACAGACUGAAGUACUUAACCCAUUUGUGUUUUGUUACUGUAAGAUAUAUCAUUUUUCUACAUUUUAUAAUUUGAAGUGGAGGUAUCUAUGGGAAUAUUUAACAUCUUUGUUUUUCUUUUUUUGUCCAAAGGUGGAAAUAGUUGACCUGCACUAAUUUUUUAUUUAAAUGGAUAGAUACUUGAUCUUAAGUCUAGUUUUUGUUUUAAUAAUGAGUCGGGGCAAUGACGCAGACCACAGACGUCUAAUAUUGGGUUAUUCAAAUUGCUGCCCUCUACUUUAUUUAUUCUUUGUAGCCAAUUUGGCUGAUUGCGACGGCAAAAUAAACUAACUGUGAAGACACCAUUGUCUGUAUCUUUUAUUGUUUUUAUACCACAACGGGACCUUUUUCUGAAACAGAUUUUUCGCUAGAAGCAAUUGACACAUUUGUGCCAGUCUUUGGAUGCAGUUUUAGUUUUUGUAGAUUGCCUUCUCAAGCUAUAUAGAAGUUUUGUAACUGUAACAAAGACGUCUAAACAAAAUGCAGGCAUAAUUCAAAAGAUGGUGUGUGCAAAAUAUUACACUGGUCACACUUUGCUCACAUAUGAAUAUAUGGACCAGUGGAAGAGGCAAUGCAAGGCCACCAGAUCUGAAUACCCACUCUAUAGUGCAGGGGUGUCAUACUGGAGCUGCGCCCACCCCAUUGCCGGCAAUGGCAAAAAAGCUCUGAUACGUUGCGCGACAUGACGUCGCAAGUUUAACAUGUCUGCCGUAGUGGGAAAAGGAUACAGAAAAGUUCGCUUUUGCUGCCAUCUUAUGGUUGCCCAGAUUUUUAUAUCACAGGUCAGCUAGUUUUCUUUUGAUAAUAAAUCUUACUGAUUUUUAAAUUAAAUACAAUUAAUAAUACAAAUGAGAAGAAUUAAAGACAAAACUGUUUCAUUUCACUACAGGUGACUUGUACCCAAUUUUAAAGCAAACCAUUUCAGAAAGAUAAUUGCUGUAUAUUGAAAACAGCCAUUAUGGGUCACUGUCCGGAUAAUAUUUUUAGCUUGGCUAUGAUAUAUCAGUAAUUGUCUCCUGGUUACUAAUCAGCUGGUACCCUAGAACCACAAAUCAUUUGCUUUAAAAAAAAACCAAAAACAGUAAUGUUCUACUUCUGUUAACCUUCAUUUUUCUGUUCAUCAUCAGACCUAAGGAUGUUUAUUUUCAUUUCUUUAAGAGCAAGUUUCUACUUCUUACUAGAAGUAAGUAUAUAGGACAUCCUGCUAUAACCUUAAGCUUGGAGUUGAUUGGAUAAGAUGUGCCCUGGUUGGAAAUUGAGUCUGUGACUAAGCUAAAUCAUAAUGGCAGAUUACAUCUUGCAAAACCAGAGAAAUAAACUAAUCCAGUUUGGACUCCUGGUAUUUGAAUUUUAAAAAAUGCAGCAUUACACAAUACAUUUUAACAUAUUUAAAUAUUCAAAUGUGAUUCUACAAAACAUUUUUAUUGUAAAAUAUUUCCAUGCUUCAGACUGCUACACAAUCACAAACAUACAGUUUUCAGUUAAUGAACCUGAGAUAAUGUAACCAUUAAACAUUCAGGAGACUCAACAUUAACAGCAGAAUAUUUUACAACCAAGAGAUUCUGAGAAUCCUUAGGAAUGAUUAUGCUCCACUAUACUGGAUUAAGUAAUCCAUUUCCUAUGUCUCUGAUUAUAAAAUCAAAUGGGGAAAUCUGCACUUCAAUAUAUCAUCAAUG
This is a messenger RNA of Crotalus tigris (Tiger rattlesnake), 2653 nucleotides long. RefSeq names its product uracil phosphoribosyltransferase homolog (gene UPRT). The transcript has 7 exons. Bases 65 to 949 code for a protein of 294 amino acids. Lineage: Eukaryota; Metazoa; Chordata; Lepidosauria; Squamata; Viperidae. The record is from RefSeq and is a predicted model, not a curated record.